Messenger RNA from Choloepus didactylus (southern two-toed sloth), 2565 nucleotides. It is a transcript of the gene SGO1, whose product is annotated as shugoshin 1. The record is from RefSeq and is a predicted model, not a curated record. Gene Ontology annotation, cellular component: nucleus; chromosome, centromeric region. Gene Ontology annotation, biological process: meiotic chromosome segregation. The coding region runs from base 134 to 1741 and encodes 535 amino acids. NCBI's taxonomy places the organism in Eukaryota, Metazoa, Chordata, Mammalia, Pilosa, Megalonychidae. The transcript has 8 exons.
CAAGAGCUGGUGCUACAAACUUUGGAGUCCGGACCCCUGGAUUCGGGGUUCCCGCGACUGGACAGCCUCACAGAGCCUUGGAAUGUAAGGAGAAGAACGACGGCGACGGCAAAAGUGCUGGCCAAGGCAGAAAAUGGCCAAGGAAAGGUGCCUUAAGAAGUCCUUUCAAGAUAGUCUCGAAGAUAUAAAGAAACGAAUGAAAGAGAAAAGGAACAAAAACUUGGCAGAAAUUGGCAAACGCAAGUCUUUUGCAGCUGCACCAUGCCAAGUAAUCACCAGCACUUCCACACUGCUGAAAAAUUACCAAGACAACAAUAGAAUGUUAGUUUUAGCUUUGGAAAAUGAAAAGUUCAAAGUGAAAGAAGCCCAAGAAAUCAUCCUACAGCUGAGAAAAGAAUGUUACUACCUCACGUGUCAGCUAUAUGCAUUGAAAGAAAAACUUACUUCACAACAAACAGAAGAAACUGCUCAGAACCAGGAAGUAUGUCCCUCUGGAAUGGACUCCAAUAGUGGUGACAACUCCAGGGAAUUAUUUGUAAAGGAUUUACUGCAAAUUCCUCUUCAGGAAGCUGAACUUUCAGGACAAGGCAAAUCAUUCCAAAUACAAGAGCAAAUAUCUCCUGUUCAAGAAACACUGAGAUUUGAUUUUGAAUCAAGUGAAGAUAAGCCUACUGAUAAUGUCUUACCUAGAACCGUAUCAGUUCGUCACAAUUUAAAGAAACAUUGCAACAAUCUGUAUCAAUUUGAUACCUUGGAUAAUUUUGAAACUAGUCAUUUGACAGGGGAACUUUUUGAAUUGGAAAGAAUUCGAGUUCCAGACCCGCUCAUAAAUGUACACAUACCUGAAAAUGUAGAACGAAACGUCUGUCAAUGGAACAAGGACCAAAUUAACUUAUCACCAAAGUUGAUUUACCCAGCAAGCCUUAGUAAAACAAAAGAAAUCAUUUUAGAGUGUAAAUCUGAGCAAACCAAAACUAAACAUAGAGAUACACAAAGAAGAAAAAGAGAAAAGAAAAGAAAAAUUAACAGAAAAAGUAAAUCAAAGUCUAUAUCAAGGUAUAAAGGGAGCAAGCAUGAAAAUAAAAAAACCGUUUCCAAAAAAAAUUUAGAUGAAUCUUUCAGUUCCAAUGAUGCUUACAAUUUUAAUUUGGAAGAAGGUAUUCAUCUCACUCCUUUCCGGCAAAAUAAAAAGAGCAGUGAUUCUGAAAGAGAAGAAAGCAAAAAUGGCUCUGAAGUAAGCAUUUGUGAAUCAAGUGAGUCAGGAGAUGAUUCUGAUGACCUCUAUUUACCUUCUAAAACUACCUGCAAGUACAUUCAGAAUCCCACUAGCAAAUCAGAUAGAAGUCUCAUCACCAGGCCUCAAUCUAAAAGGCAACUAAAAUAUACAGAUGAAAAAGAGACCCAGGAUUCCGAGCCAACAAAAAUUCCUACCAGUGCACCACCUGAAACUUACCAGUCAACUCAUCUUGGUCUGAAGGAUAUUACAAAUGUUUCCUUAAGUCCUGUAGUGAAAAUCAGAAAACUUUCUCUUUCACCCAAUAAGAAUAAAGAAAGCCCAGCAGUGUCUCCGCGUAAACGUAGGUGCACAGCCACUGUAAACUAUAAGGAACCUACACUCUCUUCGAAGUUGAGAAGAGGGGACCCUUUUACAGAUUUGUGUUUCUUGGAUUCUCCUAUUUUCAAGCCAAAAAAGGACUCCAGGCACAGUUCAAAAAAAAAGUGUAUUAAGCAAAUACAGUGAAGCUUUCGUUGGAUGCCAUUGAAAUUCAUCAUCCACUCCACUCUGUUACUCGAAGAAAAGUUCGUAAGAUAGCACAUGAGUGAAUUAGUUAUUGUCAUAGACUAUUCUCUUGACAGAACUAUAUAGAUCAUGAACGUUUCUUCAAAACUAUACUUAAAAUGUGAUGGUUGAUCUUAACCUUUAAUAAAUUUUGGUUUAUUUUUUCUUGUGAAUAUAAGUAUCUGGACUUAAGCACGAUAAUGGUUUAGAUUUCUUAUAUUGCCUAAAAUCCUUCAUUUUAAUCAAAAUGUCUUUUUUACCAAAAGUUUGAAAAUUAAUAAUGAUUAUUCAAAUUAAGAUGCUUUAAUUAAAAGCUUUCGGCAUCUUUAUUUUUCCCUUAAGUAGGGGAUGCUAGAGUGAUUUUCGAAGACAGGCUGAGGACCUUUUGAAAUUCCUUAUAAUAUUUGAGUGAAGUAAAUCCUUGACAUUCACAACAGGAUAUACCUUAAGUUGUUUGUGGAUCCUUUAUAUCACAGUUGUGUUUAAUUUUUCAGAUAAAGUAUAUAUGAGAUCGUGAUUAGAGAACUGAUGGUUACUUCGGCUCAAGGACUAGCUAAGUGACAAGCCCUGAACCUAAAGCUCUAAGGGCACGUUGUUCAAAGUGAUGCUUCACAAAAUCACAAAUCAUUAUUUUGUAGACUUUCAUGAUAGCUCUAAUUUACUAAAAAAUCUCAAGUGUUAAAUGUGUGAAUACUGAAGUUUUUUUGUAUUUGCUCUAUGUAAGUUUUUGAUCAACAAAUGAGGGAAUUAGUCAAUUUAGAAAGUUUGAACCCUAUACUUGUAAG